Salvelinus sp. IW2-2015 is the source of this 1087-nucleotide messenger RNA. It is a transcript of the gene rgs8, whose product is annotated as regulator of G protein signaling 8. The record is from RefSeq and is a predicted model, not a curated record. Lineage: Eukaryota; Metazoa; Chordata; Actinopteri; Salmoniformes; Salmonidae.
CCCUAUGCCCGUCUCUGUUUCUCUUUCUCCAACGUUUUCUAACCGAUGAGCAUGCUGUGUGGCUCCUAGCCUCCUACUCAUCACUGCAACUGUAACAGUAACAGCAGAGAUAUCGCCACUCAAGAGGAGUGCCAUCGCAGACAUCUACACACACACAGUCACACACACACCAACGUUGGAUGAACAUCGGCUUAUUCUUCUCAAACGUACGCUGGGGAGGUAGAGAGAGAGAGUGUCCACCUGCGCUCAUCUCAUACACAACAGGGCUAAGAGAACUCCAGCAACCACCAGUGAUCUUAGAGGAGUCCUUGGAUUACUGAAGCUUGACUGACCAUUCUAACAAAACCAAAAGGCAAAGCAACAAACCAUGAAGACCAGACUAGCCUGCCUGUCCAAUAAGUCUGACUCCUACACCGACUUCACUGAGUUCCUGCCCCCUGCCCAAGAUAGGACCACCAGAUGCCUAAAGCUGACAAAAGACGAGGUCAUUCGAUGGGCAGAUUCCUUCGAUGUUCUUCUAUCGCACAAGUAUGGCCUGGCUGCCUUCCGGGCUUUUCUCAAGACGGAGUUCAGCGAUGAGAACAUUGAGUUCUGGAUGGCUUGCGAGGAAUAUAAAAAAAUCAAGACUCCUGCUAAACUGGUGACCAAAGCCAACAAGAUCUACAAUGAGUUUAUCGAUGUCAAGGCUCCCAGAGAAGUAAACAUAGACUUCCGUACACGGGAGGUGACGAGACAGAGCCUUGAGGAGCCCACUCCUUCCAGUCUGAACGAGGUCCAGUCCAGGGUCCACAGCCUCAUGGAGAAAGACUCUUACCCACGAUUCCUCCGCUCCAAGAUCUACCAGGACUUACUCAAAACGCAGUACACACACUGCCAACGGAACUCUGUCUGAAGAACACACACAUGUGCAGCCGCAGAUACAUAUACGCACACUUAAGUGAUAAUGCCGUGAAGCCAGUGUUUGGAGGAUAUAUUGGCACGGGUGUUGCAAUGCCAGAGACUAAGUCGGGGGUCGGCAGACCGUGCCAAUAUAUCCCCUAACACCAGCUUCUCGGGCAUUAUCACUUUUAUACAACGGGUUAGCAAC